CUGGGGAAGAGGAAGAAUGCGCCACUCAUGCUGCUGCUCGCGAGAUUAUCGCCAGCUCUCCACAGCAGGGAAUGCGCACAGUCCGCGGGAGGAGGAACGAAGAAGGGAAGUUCUACCGAUGCGUUGAAGAUCUAUGAGAGAAUCAGGAGGGAUGGAGCCACGCCCAGCGUGCCAAUCACUCUGGCAGCGCUCAAGCUGUGCAGCAGCUCCAGAUAUCUGGAAGCCGGGCGGACAAUCCACCGCGAGCUCAGUGAUUCGCGAGAGAUGGCAAAUAUUUUCGUGGUGAACACCCUGAUCGACAUGUACGCCAAGUGUGGUAGCGUCGGCGAGGCUCGGCAACUCUUCGAGAUCACUGCCACUGCGCGCUCCUCCACGGUGGUGUCCUGGAACGCGAUCAUCGCCGGCUACGCCGAUUGCGGCGAGCCUCGCGUCGCGCUCGAGCUCUUCCAGCGGAUGCUAGACGAGGGAUUUCGACCGGAUGGCCGGACUUUCGUGGCGGCACUGCGAGCUUGCGCGAUCCUGGCACUGGAAGAGGAGGAUCGCCAGAUUGGCGAGGACAACGUCAAGAGCAAGCUCCUGGAGAGAGGGAUGGCUCUACACUCGCAGGCGUGCUGCUAUGGGCUGGAAUCCAACGUCUACGUCGCGAAUACGCUGGUGGACAUGUAUGGGAAGUGCUCGAGCAUGGCCGACGCGAGGAGGGUGUUUGAUCGAAGCUGCCACUGCGUGAUCUCGUGGAACACGCUGAUGAUGGGAUACGCCGAGAGUGGCGAUGGUCAGGAGGCGCUGGAUCUCUUCCAGCGGAUGGAAAGUGAGGGAUUCCGGCCGGAUGGUCGGAGCUACACCGCUGCGAUCAAGGCCUGCGCGAGCUUCGCGUCGAGAGAAGAUGGAAAGCUCUUAGAAGUCGUAGAUGGUAGCACCAGCAGCGAGGGUGGCACCAAGAUCAAAGAUGGUAACAACGAUGGUAGCACCGAGAUCCAGGAUAACAGCGAUGGUAGCUCCAGAAUGACUGAAGAUGGUAGCACUAAGCUCAAGAUCGCUGGAAGAACCACCAGAGUUUUCAAAGCUGGAGCGCUCGAGAGGGGCUUCUACCUCCACGCUCGAGCUGCCGGCGAUGGAUUCCAGUCCAGCGUCUUCGUGGCCAACGCGCUCAUCGAAAUGUACGGCAAGUGCGGCACCGCGGCAGACGCGCGGCGGAUAUUCGACGCCAUGGUAGACCGCAACGUGGUGACGUGGGCGACCAUGGUGCUGGCAUAUGCCGAAAAUGGCGACGCCGGGCUCGCGCUGCGUCUCUUUCGUACGAUGCGCGAGGACGCCGGGUUGGUGCCCGACUCGGGCGCUUACAUCGCGGCGCUCAAGGCGUGUGGAGCGCUGGCGGAUCUGGAGCGGGGGCGGAAGCUCCACGAGGAGAUCGCGGCGCGGGACGAUCUGGCCGCGCACUCGAUCCUGGAGACGUGCGUGCUGGAUUUCUACGCCAAGUGUGGCAGCAUGGGCGAGGCACGCCGGGUGUUUGAUUCCAUGCCCCGCCGCGAUCUCGUCGCCUGGAACGCUCUCAUCGCCGGGUACGCCGAUCAGGGGGACUUCGAUCGCUGCUUCCAGCUCUUCGACGACAUGGGCGCCAAGAACAGUGGAGUCCGCCCGGAUGGAGUGACGUUCCUCUCGAUCCUCUCGGCCUGCGGCCACGCGGGCCUCGUGGAUCGAGCCAGAUUCUACUUUGCGCUGAUGCGAUCGCCGCGGUUCGGGGUGGAUCCCAGCGUGGAGCACUACAACUGCAUGGUGGAUGUGCUGGGGCGCGCGAAUCAGCUGGGCGAGGCCAUGGCGAUGGUGGAGGAGAUGCCGCACGGGGGCAAUGUGAGGCUGUGGACGUCGCUGUUGAGCUCGUGUAGGAAAUGGGGCAAUGUGCGCGUCGGGAAGAUCGCGUUUGAGGCGCUCCUGGCGCUCGACGAUCGAGGAUCCCCGGCCUACGUCCUCAUGGCCAACAGCUACGAGAACGACGGGUUUCUAGGGUUCUUGAGCAGAAAUUAGGGCUUCUUUGACUUUUUUGGUCAAAUUUUGACUAGGCUGGUCAAAGGGGGGAAGGUAUGAUUCCCGACAAAGACAACACACGCGGGACGCGUCGGCGCACACGAAUCCUUCGCGCCUCCUCCAACCAAUUCCUUCUUUUUCAAAGUACACCAAAGCUUUUUGAUUGAUUGGAAAAACUAUUUCAAAGA
Messenger RNA from Selaginella moellendorffii, 2210 nucleotides. RefSeq names its product pentatricopeptide repeat-containing protein At5g16860-like. The record is from RefSeq and is a predicted model, not a curated record. Lineage: Eukaryota; Viridiplantae; Streptophyta; Lycopodiopsida; Selaginellales; Selaginellaceae. Gene Ontology annotation, molecular function: protein binding; RNA binding. The transcript has 2 exons. The coding region runs from base 28 to 2022 and encodes 664 amino acids. Gene Ontology annotation, biological process: RNA modification.